Pectinophora gossypiella (pink bollworm) is the source of this 3361-nucleotide messenger RNA. RefSeq lists its product as uncharacterized. Bases 312 to 1964 code for a protein of 550 amino acids. The record is from RefSeq and is a predicted model, not a curated record. The transcript is spliced from 5 exons. Lineage: Eukaryota; Metazoa; Arthropoda; Insecta; Lepidoptera; Gelechiidae.
UUCGUCCGAUAGUCGCCGCGGCAGUCGCACGCGCCGGCCGCGCACGCACGCGAACUUUACUCGACUCGACUCUCGUGAAUGAAGUGCUGUUUUUAAACGCCAGUUUUUAUUUCAAUACUUUCUUUUUACACACUUUAUCGGACAGUUUUGUUUUGUGUUGUUUUUGUUCUGUGACUUUGCACUUGGAGGUGUACGGUUUAUUUUCAACGUCUCCUGUUUACGUGCGCACACGCAGCCCGCGCCGCGCGAGCCAGCACGCCGGCUAUAAUGUGACCGGCGAACGACGCGCGUCUCCUUUCAAGGUGUUUGCAAUGUGGUAUAUGUGGACGGCAUUACUGGUGUCGUGCGCAGUGGUGGCGGCCGAGGCCGAGGCCGAGGUGCGGGCGGGGGCGCAGGCUACCACUCGCGCGCCGCACCGAACCCUGGACAGGCAGGCGGCGGAGCUCGCCUGGCGUUCUUGGCUGCAGAGCCCCGAGAGCGGCAACCAGAACGCGCCGCCGCGACGCAUCACCACCAAGUCACUCUUCAUCACACCCCUUGUCUGCCCGAAAGGACAACGACUCGACAGCAAUGGCUGUGUACAGGUGGUGACGGUGAACCAAGAUGAACACGAACGUAUUCUGCUGGAGCAGCUGAACGCCCUGUUCACUUCACCUCCGAGCGGAGACGUGGUGUACGACUAUGGGGACGAGGAGCCGGGGCCAUUGCAGUUGUCUAUCCCUAUUGGCAACAUGGAGCCCCAAGCUGCGCCCCUGCAGGCUCAGGAGCCAUCCGCACAGGCUCAAGAGCAGCAACCAAGCUACGUCAAAGUUGACAAGAAAGACGAAACUAAACCUGACCCCGCGGCUGGCCUAGUGGCAGAACUAGAGCUGCUGCAACUACAGCACUCGCAGAACUCACACAAUGAGACCGCUUCAGCUGAAGCCAUAGACAUUCUGAACCACAACGUCCUGCAAGCACUGGACAAACCCAAACGUGACAGCCCUGACACUAACUCCACUGAAAUUAGUAGCGAAAGCUAUGAAGGACAAAAAGAACAAGUGUAUGGACACGUGAACGUUGAUCCUGUACUGUACGACACAGACAUCCAGACUGAACAACCGACAACGACAGAGGGUGAUACUGAAGCACCAACUAAAAUGACAGCUAUCGAAAUUAACGAUAAACUUGGUAACAUCGACGUUAGUAACAGCACGUCAACUGAAAAUCAGUUGGACAACUCUAACACAGUACUAAUAGCCACUAAUGGUACCAAAAAUGUUAAUUCAACAAACAUUUUGAAGAAGGAUGGAGACCAAAUGAAACUCAAUCCAGAAAACGAUUAUGCAGAUAUCGGAGAGGCUAUCAAACUUAUAAGCCGAUAUGCUGAAGUAACAACUGAUGACAGCUUCAGUAAAGACCAAAAGAAAUACGCAGCGAAGGAUGACAGUAUCCUUGGAACAAGAACCAAACUUCAAUAUCGGCGCAAUAAGCCGAAACCCGCUGAAACGCCUCAAGAGCCUUUGCCGGUUCUAACACCUUUAAUAUAUGUCAAAGAAAAAAAACCCAUAGAAGAUGAUGACAUGUCGUAUCCUAAAGAGGACCUUUACUACAGAUAUCCAUGGCAGGGACAACACUCGCCGACUCCGCCGCCUAACUAUCCAUUCCGUCACAUUCAGGACUACUGGCCAGGUCGGAACCAAGUUGGGGGUGUCUACAAUACGGCUCAUGAGAAUCCGAGGAGGCAUCAUCACACGUUUCCUCAUAGCUACUACAGGCCUCACAGCUUACAGUACGCGAGCUUCCCGGGCCCACAUCCGGUCGUGCAGAAUUCUUACGCCGGGCCACUGCAGCCAAGCGCUCGCCGAAUGGCCCCGCCGCCGCACCACGCUCGUCCUAUGAGAUCUCAUACCACCAACCAAGACCUCUACACCCUCCUAGGUCUGAGGCACUGGUUCAGCAGUGAAGGCACGUCGAAAAGAUAGUCUGUUUACCCCAGACUUUAGACAAUUCGAUGUUACCCGACAAUGUAUAGUGGAAGCUAUGGAAAAAUAGACAUGUUGCUACCGAGAUUUUAACUAAACUUACGUCUAAUUUUUAGCGAACACAUUGAUCUAGUUAGCACCUUUCUCCAACAACUAGUUUCGCUGUCGUUUCUGUCCAUAGCUUUCAAUAUAUUAGCCUAUUUAUUUCAAAGCCAAAUAUUACAGUCAUAGUUAAGUUAAACUUUCGUUAGCUGUUUAGAUUCUUGUAAAUACGCCUAUUUAAUUUAAGUGUUUUAUGUUGCUACAGGAAGCUUUUCACAUAGUAUUAUCGUUGUUUAUGUGGUGUUGAAUGUAAAUUGUUUCAUUAUUAUUAUUGUGUUUAUUGGAUCGAUGUAUAUUUUUAUAUUUCUUCGUGAUUGUAGGUAGACUAAAUGUUCGAUGUUCCGACGUAGCGUAAUGCAAAACUAAACUUUAUUUGUUUGUAGGCCUGUUACAUAUGGCGCUGGCUUGCCACCAGAUUUAAUACUUACUUUAGAGUUAUUGGACCCUAUAAGUCGAUGUUUAUGUUUAUAAAUGUGUGUAGAUAUAUAAUGUAGGCAUUUUUUCAUUAGUUGAAGACAAUAACCAAAACUUCGGACAUUGAAAACCCACCUUAAACAGCUAUAUGUAAUGAUAACAGAAAUUCAUUUAAAAUAAGUUGAUUAGAGCCGAAACUUGCCUUACACAUGUUUACUCAAGAACAAAAUGAAAUAUUAUAUUAUAUUGCCUUAAUUUUUCUACACGAUAUACAAUGCAAGUAAAUACAAUACUGCAGUUUUCGUUCUCUGCAAAAACAAAAUCCAACAUUUACCGAACUAUAAUAAAUAACACAUAACGAUCCCACCAAAGUUUAGAUUAAGUUAUUAGUUUGUCAAAUAUAUCGAUUAAUAGUUGAUAUGUAGCAUGUAAACAAAUGUAUUUUUUAACUCACAAAAUAGAUAUAGUACUUAUCCUAUUUAUGGCUUUAGAAAAUCAAUUCAUCAUAAUUGUAUGGCAUUUAUUACUAUUGAACAUAAAUAAUGCCUUAAUAUUACUUUAAUUUUUUCAACUGUUACAAAUUCAUAUCAAAAUUAAAUUCCCCAGUGUACUGUAAAAUUGAACGAAAAGAAAUAAAGUAACUUUAAUAUCAAAUUCUAAUUCGAAUAUUCAUAAACUGUUUUCACGCGUUAAAAAUAUACACGCAAUUCGUGCGUUAUUCAAAAAAACAUAUUUCAAAUAAUAUAUUUCUUACAACUUUAAAAUAUAUCGAAAUUUUACUGUACAAAAUAGUAUAAGUACUUUAGAAUAUCUCGUUUGUCAAACUGAAGAAUUUAGCUUACUUACUGCUAAUUAAUAAAUGGAAAUAUUAACAUUGUCAA